AAAUGACGCAAAAGGCCCGCCCCUGAGGAAGUGACGGCGGGAGUGCCCUUGACGGGCGGGGAGGGCCGGGCAGUGCGUCCCUCCGCUCGCGCUGCUGGGAGAUGGCGCAGCGACUUCUCCUGAGGAGGUUCCUGGCCUCGGUCAUCCCCAGGAAGCCCCCUCAGAGUCGGUGGGCACCCCUCACCUCCGGGGCCCUCCAGAUCCCACAGGGCCCUCCAGGUGGCCCGGCAGCAGCAGCACGCAGCCCCGCCCAGACCAUCCACACCUCUAGAGCCUGCGCCACCACCUUUAAUGUCCAGGAUGGGCCUGAUUUCCAAGACCGAGUCGUCAACAGUGAAACCCCAGUGGUGGUGGAUUUCCACGCACAGUGGUGCGGCCCCUGCAAGAUCCUGGGCCCAAGGCUGGAGAAGGCAGUGGCCAAGCAGCACGGGAAGGUCCUGAUGGCCAAGGUGGACAUCGAUGACCACACAGACCUCGCCAUUGAAUAUGAGGUGUCUGCUGUGCCCACCGUACUGGCCAUCAAGAACGGUGAUGUGGUGGACAAGUUCGUGGGCAUCAAGGACGAGGACCAGCUGGAGGCCUUCCUGAAGAAACUGAUUGGCUGACAAGCAGGUCUGUCCUAAAGAACCUUAUGGCCCCUUCUGUGAAGACAGGCUCUGGUCCCCACUCUGACUCGACCCAGUCAGCACACACACCCCUCCCAGGCCCAGGGACGGAGAGCAAGCCCUGGCCGGCGGGAACCUCAGGCUCAAGUCUGCAAGGUCCCAGCACCCCUGCCCUCUGCUUCUCUGAGCAGGUGGCUCAACUGUGAACCAAUCAGACCAAUAAAAGGAGGGCUUGCACUGCCCACAGCUUCCCAUCAA
This is a messenger RNA of Echinops telfairi (small Madagascar hedgehog), 863 nucleotides long. It is a transcript of the gene TXN2, whose product is annotated as thioredoxin 2. Gene Ontology annotation, biological process: cell redox homeostasis. Gene Ontology annotation, molecular function: protein-disulfide reductase activity. The record is from RefSeq and is a predicted model, not a curated record. Lineage: Eukaryota; Metazoa; Chordata; Mammalia; Afrosoricida; Tenrecidae. Gene Ontology annotation, cellular component: mitochondrion. The transcript is spliced from 5 exons. The coding region runs from base 102 to 605 and encodes 167 amino acids.